UGUAACUUUAAUCGAUAUUAAUUGAAAGCGUGAAAGUUAAAAGAAAAAAUUAAUCUUUUGAUGUGAUUUAAAUAAUGUGCUUUAUACCGAAAGUUAUUAUUAUUUAUUAGCAAUCCUCUCUUAUGUUUAUAAUUUCCAACAACAAUUAAUUCACGGCUUUGCCGAACACUGUACAGAACGAUAUUGACGUAUAUUUUAUACGUUUAUAUUUUAUAUAUUUAUUAAAAGGAAAGUGUAAGAAUAAUAUUUGAAAUCAUAAUGCCGUUACCUGCUGCCUUAGUUGCACGUCUUGCAAAACGUGGACUUAUAUCAGGUUCAGAAAAACAUGAUUCUGUAAAAAAAGAAGCAAAAAAGAAGGUGCACGAGGAAGUAAUUGCCGAGGACUAUGACAAUGCGAAGGAUGAAAUUAGUGAAAUUGAUAUUUCUCAAAAAUUUAUGGGUUAUAGUGGCUGUCCUAAUAAAUAUAAUAUUUAUCACGAAUGUACAAAAAGAUGUAAAGAGUUAUGGGGACUUGGUCAUAUUCAACCUUCAGAUAAAUACUUGAAACAUCAAAUGAAAUUAAUUCAGAAAUAUCCUUUACCAGAAACAUGGAAAGCGGUAUAUGACCCAGGAUCAGGCCAACAUUAUUAUUGGGAUUGGUCAUCCGAUUUAGUCGCUUGGUUACCACCUGGUCAUCCUAAAUGUCAAAUAUCUCAACCAGCAUCUCAGUUACGGGAAGAAUUACAUCUUAAAGCAGCCGAUCAAGAUGAUAAUAUGUCAAGUGAUGAAAGUGGAAGUGAACAAGAACCCAUGGAAGUAGAUGAAACUGAACCGAAAAGAGAACGUAAAAUAGAAAAUAGAGGUAAAUAUAAAGGUGCAGACAAUAAAAGACAUCAAAGAUUAGAUAAACCUGAAAACAAAGACAAAAAGGAUCGUACUUUGGAUCCUAUGGAUCCAGCAUCCUACAGUGACAUUCCAAGAGGAAAAUGGUCAGAUGGAUUAGCUAGACAUAAUGAAGCUAAGACAGGUGCAGAUACCACAGCUUCGGGGCCACUUUAUCAAAUGAGACCGUAUCCGAGUCCAGGCGCAGUUCUUAGAUCAAAUAGAGCAAGUAAACCAGAAUCGGAAAAUAAUGGUAAACCUAAAGUAUCGUUUCCUGAAAAACCAGAAUGAAUAAAUAUGAAAUAUUACUGCAGUGUCAAUGCUCAUUUGAUCCUAAUAAAUUAUUUUUUUCUAAAUAUA
Molecule: messenger RNA, 1221 nt
Organism: Vespula pensylvanica (western yellowjacket)
Lineage: Eukaryota; Metazoa; Arthropoda; Insecta; Hymenoptera; Vespidae
Gene: PQBP1
Product: polyglutamine-binding protein 1
Exons: 6
Coding region: 259-1152 (297 amino acids)
Molecular function (GO): protein binding
Source: RefSeq, a predicted model, not a curated record